Xenopus laevis (African clawed frog) is the source of this 718-nucleotide messenger RNA. RefSeq names its product zonadhesin-like. The coding region runs from base 1 to 627 and encodes 208 amino acids. The transcript has 4 exons. NCBI's taxonomy places the organism in Eukaryota, Metazoa, Chordata, Amphibia, Anura, Pipidae. The record is from RefSeq and is a predicted model, not a curated record.
AUGAGGACAGACAGGCCCCUGAUGAUUGUUCCAAUGAUUGCAGCUAAACUGCAUGAGGUGCACCAUGAUGGUACCUCUGAUUGCAUAGGAGAAAAGAAAGAAAGCUAUAUCACAUAUUGUGAUUUUAAUGACAACACAAGGCCACUAUGUGACUGGAAACAGCAUUGUGAAGGCCAAGACCAUGGAGACUGGAUAAGGGCAAAAUCUUCCACACCAAGUCAUACCACUGGUCCUGAUGGAGAUUACCCAGAUGGAAAUGGCUAUUAUCUCUACCAAGAAGCCACCAACUUUAUCCCUAAUGACGCAGUCAGACUUGAUAGCCCAAAACUUGACAUUAGCAAUGAUGUAUGUGUAGAAUUCUGGUACCACAUGUCAGGUUCUGAAACACAGAAUGAACUCAGAGUCCUAAUCCUUGAUGAAAAAGGUCAAACAGUCUAUUGGAAACAAACUGGGGCCCAGAGUUCUUACUGGUUAUAUGGCUAUUUCACUUACCAACCAAAGCAACAAACGUCUAUUCAGGUCCUAUUUGUAGCUGUUCGGGGGCUAACAGAAUAUGGUGAUACAGCUAUAGACAAUAUUGGUGUGAAAAAUGGACCUUGUGGUAAGUACUCAUAUACUUGGGGGUAAAAUUAUAGUUUUUCAUCUCUGCCCAGCUCUUGCUCUGGAUUAAAUUUUCUGAGGUACAAUAUGAUAAAUAAGAAAUUUGCUUCCAUUAAUA